Messenger RNA from Strongylocentrotus purpuratus (purple sea urchin), 5783 nucleotides. RefSeq names its product B-cell linker protein-like. The coding region runs from base 587 to 1576 and encodes 329 amino acids. The record is from RefSeq and is a predicted model, not a curated record. Lineage: Eukaryota; Metazoa; Echinodermata; Echinoidea; Camarodonta; Strongylocentrotidae. Gene Ontology annotation, biological process: cell surface receptor protein tyrosine kinase signaling pathway; intracellular signal transduction. The transcript has 12 exons.
AGAAGAUGAUACUUAUGAUGUCCCAGAGAACGAUGCACAUGAUGAUGAAAUCUAUGACAUUCCUGAUGAUCCAAGUAACAAUGUACCCGCACCUUCAUCUAGGCAGCCACCAAUCAGCCAGCAACACAACAGACAUGGGGUGAAACAAGGUCCUAGGAUUCCACCUGCUAGGACACCCCAGUUUCCCAAGCCAGGGGGUCAUCACCAUACUAUCAACCCUCCAGCCCCGCCCAUUCCAAGCCGGGUGUCGCCUCGACCAAUCACUCCAGAGGAAGAACAGGAGUAUGCAUUUCCAGAUGAAGAGUGCCAAGACUAUAUUGAACCUGAGGCGGGUUCGUCAGGAGAUGAGAAUUAUUUGGAGCCUGAUCUCCAGCCUCCAAGCAGAAACGUCCAGCAGCAUAUACAAAGCAGACGUCUUCCGACCGUCCCUCAAACCGGUGCAGCCCCAGCUCAUGUACCUCCCAGACCUGAAAAACAUAAUAAUCUCCUCUCGGGCUCUGUGGACGCCCCUCCGGUGAUACCCUCCCGACCCCAGGGAGGCCUAAGGGUACACAACCUUGAAGGCAGCUCACACAGCCCCAAACUCAUGCCUGUCUUCCCAAACGGAACAGAGAGCGCAAGACCAGAAUCUUCUAGGUCGCCUCCGCGUGCUAAGCGUAUCCCGACGAUACCCCCAUCAACCAUUGACAAUGAAAACGAAAACGGCAAUGCCUCAUCAGACACGACCUCGCGCCUUGUCCAGAACAUGAAGAAUCGCUUCGAAGUAGAUAAUAACAAUACCGACAGUGCCAGGAGACCGGCGCCUCGUGCCAAGAUCGGCUAUAAACCGACACCCAGCUCACCGACGCAUACCCCAUCUUCUGUUGUCCAAAGACCUGUCACAAAGGGAGGUAACUCGGUGCCCAGGAAACCCGGAAUACCACCAUCGACAUCAUCCACGGCAUCCGUGUCUUCCGUGAGCAGCAGUAGUUCCAGUGGAAGUGAAAGUGGCCCACCAGCUAGACAGCGCAAGGAACCAUGGAAGUCAGAGUCAUGGAAGUCAGAGAUGCCCCCUCUUCCACAAGGAACGAGGAGACCCUCACAGCCCCAGCUUCCUAUGCCCAACCAAUCAUCCGUUCACCAGAUAAACGAGCGACUCGCACCAUCUCAACCAGCCAAACCAGCACCAAGUGGAUCAAGAGCACCCCCUAGCCCUAGCAGAGUACACGUACCUCCAGCACAGCCCCAACAGGUGAAUGAACUAGAAGGACAUCCUUGGUACAAUGGAGGUAUCGGGAGACAGGAGUCUGAAAAAUACCUACACCAGUGCAGGAAGGAUGGUGCAUUCAUUGUGAGGAAUAGCACGCGUGGUGACCCAGCAAACCCCUAUUCUUUGGCUCUGUGGUUCAACGGGCGGGUGAGAAACCUGCAGAUCAGAAAGAGGAAAGAUCAGAGAUACGCCUUAGGGUCUAGGAAGGACAAUGAACUGGCAUUUGACACUCCGGUGCAGCUCAUCGAGCAUCACAUGACCAACUCACUCAUCCUGGCACAAGAUGAAGGUAAAACCAUCCUGAAAGUAGGAGUCCCUAUCUACUGAUGACCCUGGACUGAAAAAAUUGACCAACACCAGAAGUCUACUUGUGGGACUGAGCGCAUAACUGGAUUUAUAUCCCACACACCAUAAAUCUUGCAAUGGGAUUGGUCUAAAUAAGGUCUCAUGACAAAUGAUAGAUUGCCUAUCUUGACAGUUUGAGUGAUAGUAAAAACUAUCACAUAUGUGAUAGUUUUUUUUCUUUCGCUGAUGCCGCAUGGAUCUAUACCAACGUUCAGUGAGUUGAUGUUUCAGAUUGCGCACGUGGGCCACAAGACGAGUCCACUUAAUCAGAAACAGUUUCAGAUCCAUAUGUAGGAAUGGCAGUCAUGGUAAUAGAUAUAUUAUCUAAUUGAUAACAAUGCCUGAAUAAGACCCUAAAAUGGAAAAAGUGGAGCAAGAAGUUGAUGGAAUCAAGACUGCAUCAUAAUAUUGUCCAGGAAGCCAAACAGUUCCCACCAACUUGUAUGCUUUCUACUGCAACCAGUACAAGUACAAUAGUCCAGAAGGUCUCAUCAAGCAGGGCUCCCACUUAGCCGAGUUGGAGCCUCCAUUUGUGGCCAGCUCGCGCGAGCUUAUGGCAAGCAGUUUUAUCAUUAAAACAUAUUUCUUGAUAUCAAGAGUUCAAUUCUUGAUAUCACGAAAACGAAUUUUUGAUAUCAAGAAUUACCAUUGCUUGCCAUAAGCUCGCCACAACUCGAGGCUCCAGCUCUGCUAAGUAGGAGCCCUGCUUAACAAUUAACAGUGUCCUGUACAGCACCGAGCAUGUCCCGGAUUCAACUUCCCAUGGUGAGCGCAUAGGUCACAUGAUGUGGUGCAAUGGUCACCUGAUACCAGUCACCUGAUAAGCAGGAAGUCAUAAGGAAGAGAGCUAAAUGGACUUCAUUCCUCAUCAAGCGAAAUAGUCACGUACUUAGAAAUUGACGUUUGAAAUAAUAUAAAAAAUUAGAAGAUCACAUUCUUCAUGAAGGUAUACAGAAGCAAGGCUUUUUUUUGUAAAGAUAGCGUGCUGUACUGAAGCAAUUUAAAUUGAUAGUUGAUAAUUGAUUGAGCAAAUUCUGAUAUACAGCUGCUAGAAUUGUUUGGUUUAAACAGGGGUAAAGAGGGUUAUAUGUACACUUAGCAUCAAUGCGACUUCAUGAUAAAUUAUAUUUUAUUACUUGAUACAUAUUUCAAAUUAGGAUGUGUAAAAGAAUAUCUUUUGAAAUACUCUUUUUAAUGAUAAUUUGGUUUGACAAUCGGUGCCAACAAUCAUGGUGGUAUGUGACACCAGAUUGCCAAAUGUCUUAGAGUUGUUAUAAUAUCACGCCAAAUAUUGCAGUGGUUGUGUCUUAUUUACAUGAAGCCUUUUACAAGCAUAUUGCCAAACAAAACGAUCUUAAUGUAUGUGUGUGUGAUGUAUCCUUAUAUUCUUCAUAACAAUCUUGCUCCAAAAUAAAAAAUUGUCACUUAUCAAUUUCAUCAACUCACUAAUACAUGUAUGUUUAAAAAUUUAUAUCAUUGUUUUUUUGUUUUUUUUAUAGUUAUUUUUCACAAGUAUCUUUUGAAUAAAUGAGGUGUUAUACCUCUGAUACUGCAUGUCGCUGUAUUAUUAGUCUCACAACUUGCAGUGUGGGUGGUAACAUUUGUGAGAACAGCUCGUAAGAGGGAAUAAAUCAUUGUAAUGUUGAUACGGGGGAGGCGCGUAGACCUAUACUGACUGCAGCAGUAAUGGGCAGUGUGUUUAAAAUGUACCAAAAAGUACAUUUAAUCAUUGUUGUUGUAAAAUCAUAUAAUUCACAAUAAUUCACAGGGCAAGCUUUUCAUAAUUCUGCUUCUGAUAUGUACUUAUGAAUUGAUACAAGCGUAUUUACUUCUUUUUGAGUUAAAGAUUUACAAGUUUCUUUGAAAAUAUUUCUCUUUCUUUCAUAUUUCAAGACAAUUUGUUUUCUCACUCUGAUACUUGCAGUGUGUUCAAUAUGUACUUAUAGAAUGGUAUGGGUAUACUGUUUUAAUUUGUAAGAUUCACAGACUUAACAAUUGUACCAUUUGACUGUCGAUGUUUAUGUUAUCAAAAGUGAGGAAAUAUAUCAAUUUUUAUUUGCUUUCAACUGUCUACUAGUUGUGCUUUCGCUUUCAAUUUUAUCAUCUUCAACCAAACCAUUUUUUCAAUGCAAUUUGUAGGUGUUAAAAUGAUAAUAGUGACUUUUUAUUAAAAUGCUUGCAAGUAAGUCACUUUCCUGUAUACCAUAGUUGCUUUCAUAUUGAUAUUGGUAAUAACACUGGCAUUUGAGAAACUUGUUAUUUUUAAAUGAUUUGUAAACAUUUUCUUGUACUACAACCUGUUAAAGGUCUGCCACAUUAUUUUUUAACAUGUAAAUUAAUCGGUUUACUAUUCUCUGUCAGAGAAAGUGUAUGUUGUAGAACCCGUCUAUAAGGACCACCUUGUCUACAGUUAUCAUUGUAGCGGAGGGGGGAGUUCCAUUGGCAUUUGUAGACAGUUUGGACUGGAGGUAGAAAAUUAAGAAUUCUGUGCUUGGUGUAGAUGACUUCAUCCAAAAAAGUUUGGGUGAUAUUUAGAACCGAUUUUUAAAAGACAAUGACAUAUUUUAAAAGGUGUAGUAUAUCAGGAUUGGCAUUCUAAGGGUGGUUUUGAGACAAAAUUGCUAACUAACUGUAUGUUAUGACAGUUUUUAAAAGUUUUUUUUAAAGAAAGAAGCAGAGUUAUGCUGAAUGUGGGAUAGUGACUUUGGUAUAACGUCUGGCUUACCCUAGCUUAACCUGUAGAUGUUUUUGUUUUGUUUUGUUUUUUUUGCUUUGUUUUGUGUGACAAUCAGAUAGAAAGCAAAUGGUACUGAGAGCACCAUGUAAGAUUUGAGAGGAAUGAACUCAUUUAGGAAAUAAAUUUCUAUCCCAAUAGGCUACAUUGAUAAUUUUUUUUCUCUCAAUGAUGCAUUCUUUGAGCAAUAUAUGCCUUCAAAGCAAUACUGUUUAUAUGGAUAAUGCAGCUCGUAGAUUGCCAAUUUGAAGAUUGAUGCUUAUUUUUGUAUAGCUAUUCUACAUUUCGAAACGCAUUUCAUACUGCACUUUAAAACGACUCUACUUUUGCAGCUAUUUUUGCUCCUGUAUCAGCAAAAAGUGAUCCUUAUAACACAUUUACUACUGAAUUAUCUCAUUUCCAUUUUUCUGAAUAAAGGAGCCCCACGAUUUCAUUGGCAAUGAGUUCACUGUUGUAUCUGGAUUGCUGGAGUAUGGGUACGAAAAUAGUAAUUGAGAUUAAAAACUUCUGAUGUAAAAGACAUUAAUGCACUUUUUUCUUGCCUGGAAUGAAAAUUAUUAAGCUUUGAAGAACAGGUCUAAAAGGUGUAUUAGCAUGUGACAGGCAAUUUUUGCUGUAUUUCAUUCUCAUCUUUCACAAGUUAUGUUGUUCAGAUAUAUUUUUUAAGAAGUUAGUUUAGUGGUAGAUAUUUAGUUAGAUGUGAUAUGAUGAAAAUUACCUAAAGAUACACACAUAGAUUUGGGUUCAACGUUUGGCAACUGUGUCUUUGCACAUUGCAAGUUAGCAUGAAGGUAUAGAUUAUAUAAUAUAGCUACUAUUUAGAAUGACAUAUGAAGAAAGGAUAUAGAUACCUAAAUCCGUUUCGUAUUUGAAAUACUCCGAAAUGUAGUUUUAUUUGUAUUUUUCUAUUUGUGUGUUCCAUUGAUAUGCUGCUUUAUGUUGCUCCAAAGGCCAAUGAUUAUAGCCAGAAGGCUCUUGAUCAUACACUAACAAAUGCCUACUUAAAAUUGAUUUACAAUUGUAUGUUAUCACAAAUAUGUUUCACAAAUAGCACACUGUUUAUAUGUGACCUGUCUCUUUCAAUUCAAUACUGAAUAUUUGUUAUUUACUAAUUAUGGAAAUAUGCAACUUUGAAUUAUAGGAGAGGGGAGUGGUAUUUUUGUAUGAAUGUUCAAGUCUUUUUACAAUGUUUUAUAUAUAUAGAAAAAAUAUGUAUACCUUUCAUAUGUCGAUCUUGUAUAGAUGAUGCUAUAUAUGUAAUUAUUGAUAUCUAAACAUAUGUUUUGUAGACCCAAACCCCUAUUUUGUAUAAUUGUAUACAAACUCUGAUUUUAUUUUUUAUUUUUGCUCGAUUGAAAUGAAGCCUUGUAUAAAAUAAUGUUACUCUGUAAAUGAUCCACUUCAUAUUAAUUAUUCAAUGCUGAAAAUAAAACUUGUACUCAGAUCAAACAUAAA